This is a messenger RNA of Dovyalis caffra, 1101 nucleotides long. NCBI's taxonomy places the organism in Eukaryota, Viridiplantae, Streptophyta, Magnoliopsida, Malpighiales, Salicaceae. The record is from the annotation of a GenBank genome assembly.
AUGGCGAGGCGCUCCAUACCCGUCCUAAAACAACUCCUAUCCUCUUCCUCCACCCCCACCCUCCGCCGAUCCGUAACCUACAUGCCACGCCCCGGCGAUGGCUCGCCACGACCCGUAACUUUAAUCCCCGGCGACGGAAUCGGCCCUCUAGUGACCAACGCCGUCGAACAAGUCAUGGAAGCAAUGCACGCACCAAUCUAUUUCGAGAAAUACGACAUCCAUGGCGACAUGAUGAAAGUACCAUCAGAAGUGAUAGAAUCGAUAAAGAAAAACAAAGUGUGCUUGAAAGGAGGGUUGGCGACGCCUAUGGGAGGAGGAGUUAGUUCAUUGAAUGUGCAAUUGAGGAAGGAGUUGGAUUUGUAUGCGUCGCUGGUGAAUUGUUUUAAUCUGCAAGGGUUGCCUACACGACAUGAAAAUGUUGAUAUUGUUGUUAUUAGGGAGAAUACGGAGGGAGAGUAUGCGGGAUUGGAGCAUGAAGUGGUUCCUGGUGUUGUUGAGAGUCUUAAGGUGAUAACAAAGUUCUGUUCAGAGCGCAUUGCAAAAUAUGCUUUUGAGUAUGCUUACCUGAAUAACCGGAAGAAAGUGACAGCUGUGCACAAAGCAAACAUUAUGAAGCUUGCAGAUGGUUUGUUCUUGGAAUCUUGUAGGGAGGUUGCUACAAAAUAUCCUGGGAUCAAAUACAAUGAAAUUAUUGUGGAUAAUUGCUGCAUGCAACUUGUCUCAAAGCCUGAGCAAUUUGAUGUCAUGGUGACACCUAAUCUUUAUGGCAAUCUUGUUGCAAAUACAGCUGCAGGUAUUGCUGGUGGCACUGGAGUCAUGCCAGGAGGCAAUGUUGGGGCCGAUCAUGCUAUUUUCGAGCAAGGUGCUUCAGCAGGAAACGUAGGCAAUUAUAAACUAUUAGAACAGAAGACAGCAAACCCAGUGGCACUGCUUCUCUCUUCUGCCAUGAUGCUAAGACAUCUCCAGUUCCCUUCUUUUGCUGAUCGAUUAGAAACUGCAGUCAAACGGGUAAUUUCAGAGGGUUUUUACCGGACAAAAGAUCUAGGUGGAACCAGCACCACUCAAGAGGUUGUUGAUGCGGUCCUAGGUGCUUUAGACUGA